Protobothrops mucrosquamatus (brown spotted pit viper) is the source of this 2050-nucleotide messenger RNA. RefSeq names its product ORMDL sphingolipid biosynthesis regulator 2 (gene ORMDL2). The transcript is spliced from 4 exons. The record is from RefSeq and is a predicted model, not a curated record. Gene Ontology annotation, cellular component: endoplasmic reticulum membrane. Gene Ontology annotation, biological process: ceramide metabolic process; negative regulation of ceramide biosynthetic process; intracellular sphingolipid homeostasis. The coding region runs from base 128 to 589 and encodes 153 amino acids. Lineage: Eukaryota; Metazoa; Chordata; Lepidosauria; Squamata; Viperidae.
AUAGAGACGGGAGUGGGGAGAGGGGUUAGAAAACCGGCCGCGCUGUACCUGCGGGCGGAGGAGAAGAGACUGCCGGGGAUCUUCUUCUCGUUUAGUAGCGGCGGGCGCCGUCGCGGAAGCUGGCAGCAUGAAUGUUGGAGUAGCCCACAGUGAGAUGAAUCCCAACACACGGGUGAUGAACAGCCGAGGCAUUUGGUUAGCUUACAGCAUUUCUGUGGCUGUGCUCCAUAUCAUCUUUCUUAGCAUUCCCUUCUUCAGUGUCCCCGUGGUCUGGACUCUAACUAAUGUUAUCCAUAACCUGGUGAUGUAUUGGUUUCUCCAUACAGUGAAAGGAACUCCCUUCGAAACAUCUGAUCAGGGCAAGGAUCGCCUACUCACACACUGGGAGCAGAUUGACUAUGGCACACAAUGGACAUCCUCCCGCAAAUUCUUAAGCAUUUCCCCAAUCGUCCUCUACAUUUUAACCAGCUUUUAUACAAAAUACGACCCUGUGCACUUCAUAAUCAACACCUCUUCGCUCCUGAGCGUCCUCUUGCCCAAACUACCCCUAUUCCACGGCGUCCGUCUCUUUGGUAUCAACCGGUACUGAAGCAGAAGGAAUCUUGGCAUUGCUGAGACGUUAAUUCUUCCAAAGAAAAACUAGUUCCAAGAAAGUGUGGGCAAAGCUGUGGUUGCAUCACUCCGGACUCUCUGGAACCAGGUUUCACUGGGCGAGGAAGGGCGAGCUGCCACUGCUCAAAUGCCUGGGCAGUAUGGAGCGUCCUUCGGUGUUUCUGGCAAGGAAAUCCAAGCCAUUUUUCUUGCGGCUAGUCUACACUAGGGGUGGAAUUCUCUGGUGGAAUGAAACAAUAGUUGAAUUGUCAUGUGAACAUGAGUUCUCUAGCUCUCCUGUGUAAAACUCCUGCUUUUGCUAUUUGUAGUGGGGGACUGAAAUCCCUUUCUGGAAGGGAUCUUGAGACCACCUUUCUUUGGUUUGAAAACGUCUCUUUUUCAAAUGUGGUUGUGCUGCUAAAUUUAUAGAGUUUCCCCACUCAGGAAAAUGAAUUAGAACUGUAAGUAUGUGACAGGUCUCAUGCCUACGGUUCUAAGCUGUGCAAAUACUAUAUUUUGUAAAUACUUGCAUGGUAGGAACAUAUUAGCAUAACUUUGUUCAUUCCAGUUGAAUGCAAAGUAUAGAGUACACCCCCUUGCACUGUCCCUCUGCUCCCUUCCCCCCCCCCUUUAAAAUAGGUCUUCUGGUUAGAAAGGAAAAAUGUAACGCAACAUUGAAGUUGGAAGAUGCAAAUUAAAUUAUUAGAACAGUCAGUGUUCUGCACUGCUUUUGUUCUUUUAUCAGCCCUGCUUAUACCAGCCCCAUGAAAUUGUCAACAUUAAAAGCUAAAAAGAUAAUGACACGUGCAGAUGACUUAUUCAAUCUGUGUAUGAACCUUGUUUGUUGUUAGUUUCUAUCAUAGUUCCCCAGCUUGUAAAAAAAAAAAAGUCCUUAUUUUUUUAUAGGGCAGACAUCUCUAACCUGCUUGUUGACAAGCUACAGGAAUCUCAUUUCUUGUGAGGCUUCUUCACACAUCUGUGACAGUGAUCCAGUGAAAGUGAUCUGUGAAAGUGAUCCAAUGUUACCUUGAGGGGAUUGGUUUGAAGUACAAGAUGAGCGCUCUAUUUACUUGGACAGUAUUACAAAUAGCCAUCUAUUCUAGAGCAAGAAAGACGGUCAAAAUAAACGAAAGCUUAUAGUUAUUAGCAAACACUUUAUAGCUAUUUUUUUCUGAUCAAAAUUUUGUACUAAAUAUUAAAAUGGUGGUUUUAAAUUGGCUUCAAAAAUCCACAAGGGACCGUACUCUCUGUCAGACCUUACCAUUAACUAUGGAGAUAGCCGAUAAAAGUGUAAGACUAAAAACACCCAACGGGGCUACAAGUCUAAGAACUAGGUGUGCUACUAUUAUGUUAUGGUAAUAUAAAAAGGUAAACGCAUACUUGAACUCACACCAUAGAGACUAGAUUAGUUCCAAGCUCCCCAACUCAAGCUAUGCAGGGAUAUUGGUUUGUAUUUAUU